Symbiodinium pilosum is the source of this 607-nucleotide messenger RNA. NCBI's taxonomy places the organism in Eukaryota, Dinophyceae, Suessiales, Symbiodiniaceae. The record is from the annotation of a GenBank genome assembly.
GUGCCUUCGCAAAGUUGGCCCGGACGACUUAUUGGGCUUCAGUGUGGAGGCAGAUAUCAAUCGUCCGGAUUGCCUACAGAUCGUGUCCAUCUCAGAGAAGGGCCUCCUCGGGCGGCGCAAUGCGGCUGUGGGUCCGACAGAGCGUGCGGUAGAAGGCUCCUGGGUCGUAGAGGUGAACGGAGUGGCGGGAGAUUUGGAAGCCAUGCGCAGCCAACUGGAGGCGCCUGACAUCUUGCUGGUCGUUCUCGUGCCGCAGGGGGAGGCGGAUGACUUUGGGCGAAGGAAACCAAGCCGACCUGCCGUCAUACCCCAUGCCAAUGUCAAGGGGGAAGUGCCGCUGUGCCGCUGCAAUGGCUACUGCAAGUGCGGUCUUGCUGAUGCACUCGGCCGAGCACGCGACGAGCAGGGCAAGUGGAGUGUGGCGCAGCCGGCCUUGCGCAUCAGCAACCUCCAUCCAGAGGUGACUGAAGAGAUGCUUUACAGCUUGUUCACAGAGCUGGCGCCUGUCGCCACACUGCGUGUGGUGCGCGACACCAAGACCCUGGAGUCUGAGCUGCAUGGCUUUGUGAACUUCCACACCUUCAACGAUGCGCAGAGGGUGCUUGAA